Messenger RNA from Rhizopus microsporus ATCC 52813, 2054 nucleotides. RefSeq lists its product as uncharacterized. Bases 110 to 1669 code for a protein of 519 amino acids. Gene Ontology annotation, molecular function: structural constituent of nuclear pore. Gene Ontology annotation, biological process: mRNA export from nucleus; positive regulation of DNA-templated transcription; protein import into nucleus. Gene Ontology annotation, cellular component: nuclear pore outer ring. The transcript is spliced from 6 exons. NCBI's taxonomy places the organism in Eukaryota, Fungi, Mucoromycota, Mucoromycetes, Mucorales, Rhizopodaceae. The record is from RefSeq and is a predicted model, not a curated record.
GUAUGAUCAUAACUUCAACAUGGCGUGUUUUUUGACAAUUAAUAUAUAUACUCAUUAUUAGACCACAGUCAAUGAAGGGUUAAAGAACCUUCAAUUCAAAAAUGUGUCAAUGGACAAAAGACAAUUUUAUACAGAAUCACUUGAAUUAUUUUUGGAGCUAGACAAUAUAACACAAGAUAAGGAACUGACCGUGUUUGGAGUAGAAGAACAAGCAGCCAUAGACAACAUUGUUUAUAGAUACAGACUUCUUUGCCGUGACUAUUCAGGAAAAGAACAUCUUAUCAAAUUAUGGAGUCUAUGCUCUCUUUUAUAUUUUUCUUCAUCAGAGGAUUACUUGACACAACUGACAGAUUGGGCCGAUACAUACUAUCCGAUAGAACAACGCUCUGAAUGGACCAAUAUAUGUCAUUACCUCAUCCGUGGCGACUAUGAUACCGUAUUUGCUGAACUCCACCACAUGGACACUGACAACAGUGCGCUUAUAAAUGUAAUUCACGCGUUUCUCAGUAUACAAGAAGGAGACAAUCAAGCAUUGAUAGAGUGGCGCGAUCAAUUACCACCUCAGGGCACGAUUUAUUCAGUAGGCGCUGCACGCGUCUUUUCGAUAUUAAGAGGCGAUGAGGCCAGUUAUGACGAUCUAAAUUUUGUAGAAAAGUUGAUGGCAGCCUCUCGGUUCAAACGACCUUGGAUGUCAUUAGGCGAACUGCAGGCUUAUGCACAGACAGUGUUUAACAAGAAUGAUUCUUUUGAUAAAGCGUGUUCGUAUUUGUUGAUGGGAUGCUUGGAUGACGUUCUGGGUGUAACGGAUGAUCUCUGGUUACAGGUCCAUCUGGGGCAUGUGUUUAUUUGUAUAGGAGAGAAGAUGAGUCAGACAUAUCAGCUGCAUGGAAAAGGAGUUAUCAUGGACCCUGUUUAUCUGUGUAUAAACGAAUAUGCAAAGCUGAUUGUGAAGGAAGAGACGAUGUGGAAGGAAGCAGUCAUGUAUUUGGCAAGAUGUAAAGAAAAUAGUCAACACUGGAUCAUACAAUUACUAGGCGAACCAGCUGUGCUAAAAGAGAGUAUUGAGUUUUUAAAGGAAUUACUGCAGAUUGCUAGUGACCAUGGACUAGACCAGGUAGAACGACAUAUACAUUCAUCACUUGGAAAGAGGUAUGAGGUAAAGAACGAUAUACACCAAGCAGCUCUCGAAUUUGCUGCAGCACAAGACCGCGAUGGACUUGAUAAACUCUCUCAUCAACUAUUCAAUGAGUACUUGAGAACAGGAAAACUUGGUGAAGUGGUGACACAUGUGAAGGAAGUAGAGAUCAGUCCACACUAUGCACUGUUAGUUACCUAUCAGCGAUUUAGAACUCACCUUGAACAAAAAGAAUAUAAAGAAGCAUCAGAUCGAUUACUCGAGAUAUUGAAAGAAAAAGAUAUAUUGCCACUUAAAUUUGACAUUGUGCUCAUGAUUGAUAACCUCUCUAUCCUUGAAGAUAAAAGCGUACACUUUGGUUAUGAUCAGUUCAUAGAAUUAAUUCGAUUAUUCAAGUUGAUAGAAAAAGACGACUCAAAACAGAAAUUUAUACACAACUAUUAUAAGCUCUCUAGACACGAAGAUCUGCCAGCACAAUUGAUUGUAGCAAAAUUACGCGAGCGACUGGCAUAUAAAGCAUCUCUAUCACAAUGAAGUAUUCUUUUUUAAUUAAACAGUAAAUGCAGCCAUAAAUGUUGAAGAUGAAGUUUCAAAAGUUUGAUAUCCUUGAUUAUUGUUUGUUGUAGUUGUUGUAGAUGAUGAUGAUUUGAUGCCCAAGAUUUCAUUUAAAUGUGAUUUAUCUCCACUGUUGCUAGUAGCCAUCUUCUUUGCACGUAAAAAUUUGGCACGAGCAGCAUUUCGUAAAACAACAGCUGGUUUACUUUCCUCUUCUGUCUUGGCCUUCUUUGUCUCUACUUUAUCAUCAUCGCUAUCUCUCUUUCUCUUUUUCUCUUCCUUGUCCUUUUUCUCCUUCUUCUCUUUCUUUUCUUUCUUGUCUUUUUUCUCUUUCUUUUCUUUCUUUUCUUUCUUUUCCUUUUUC